Molecule: messenger RNA, 720 nt
Organism: Peronospora matthiolae
Lineage: Eukaryota; Oomycota; Peronosporomycetes; Peronosporales; Peronosporaceae
Source: the annotation of a GenBank genome assembly
AUGUUCCACUUUAAGGCGUCAAAUGCGACAGAAGUGUCCCCGCGUACACAAAGGGGACGUCGCCACACGAAUAAAAAGACGGCCCAUUCCCAUCGUUUGGUUGGAGGACUGUGGUCGAAGAAACCCAAGCACUGGAUCGUCCUACUGGUUGGUCAAGUUCGAGGACCUUCUGAGCACAGUGGGACCGGUGGACCUGUCGUCGCGUCACUGAUACGCACCGAUCGCGUGACGCGCGUAUUUCAGUACAUUCCACUCUCCCUCACCUUUGACUUCCACUCAAACAAUCCUGUGUCGUCGGCCUCGAGUACUGACAUUACAGAAGCAGUGUCGUUGGAUUAUGGACGCACAUGCUGGAGGCACAAAAGGCAGUGUUUGAUCACCUGCCAAUCAGCGCUUCGGUCCGUAGUCGACCAGGUGCUAAAGUGCACCACUGCGGGCAUCUGGACGCGUCAUAGGCGGGACUGUCGGAGAUUGUCGGGAAAUGAGCGCACUUUGACCAGGUUUCGAAUGUCCGCGAGUGUCCCCGCAGAGUGGGACGACCACCGGUCAUCAAGUGACUCCUGCGAUCGAAGUACCGCUUCCUUGCGUCGACGAGAUGCAGAAGCUGCUCGCCCCGUGGAAAUUUGCAUCAAGGCUCUUGGUCCUUGUCGUCUACACUCUCGAGCUCUUCUUUUCACUAGACGACCCCGGAGCUCCCGUGGCUUUGAUGCAAAGUGUUGA